This is a messenger RNA of Cannabis sativa, 1854 nucleotides long. RefSeq names its product UPF0481 protein At3g47200-like. The transcript has 4 exons. The record is from RefSeq and is a predicted model, not a curated record. Lineage: Eukaryota; Viridiplantae; Streptophyta; Magnoliopsida; Rosales; Cannabaceae. The coding region runs from base 37 to 1572 and encodes 511 amino acids.
AUAUAAUAUAUAUAUAUUUUUUAUUAUUGAAAAGAUAUGAUGAUGAAUAAUAUUGAAGAAAAUGAGAUAAUAAACAAUAAUAUUGGAGAUUCAUCAUCACGACGUUUGAAACUGAAUGAACUCAUUGGGUCAACAAGGUCAGAAGAUGAUGAGAAGUCAUCACCAAAAAUACAAAGAGUUGUUCCAAUUCUAAUCUCAGAUGAAAAGCAUAAGGUGUUCUACCAACCAAAGUGGAUCUCAAUUGGUCCAAUUCAUCAUGCCAAACAAAAUCUCAAGCUUUCUCAAGAGUACAAACUUGGAUUUGCAGCGACAUUCAUUAAGAAUAGUGGUCACCAUUCGUACGAACAACUUUACAAUACAAUAGAUGAGAGUGUCAAAGAAAAAGAUUUGAAGAAGUGUUUCGACGAAGAAGUGAUCGAGUCCUAUAAUGACGACGAUCUUGCAUGGAUGUUGUUCUUGGAUGGAUGUUUCAUACUCCAAUUCAUUUACAGCUUUUAUGGCGAUGGUGAUGAUGACCAAUUCGAAAAAUCUUGCCUUAAAAAAGACCAAAUUGCUUUUGUGUCGAACGAUCUUUUCUUGCUUGAAAAUCAAAUUCCCUUUAGAGUGCUUAAUUUAUUGAUAAGUCAUUCCAUUGUUCGAUUUCGCAUUAAACUUAAAAAAAGUAUGUGGACAUUUAUUCAUGCAAGCGUUAUGACACCCGAAAAGAAGAUAACAAGUGCACCAGAUUUACAUGAUCGUGUUAAUCAUCUUCUUGAUUUUCUUCGAUUGGAACUCAUACACGACGAAUCCUCUAAACAACGUGAUGAAACGAACAUUUUCUUGAAAAGUAUUUCUUCUUUUUUUAGAGGAUUAUGCAAAUUCAAAACUCGGAAUGUGGUGGAAAAGAACAACAUUCCAAUUAGGGAUGACAAGAGCAUUCAUGACAAAGUAAAAGAGCCACAAAAUAAGAAUCAAGAAGAAGAUGAAAAUAAUAAAUUAUCACAACAAUUUUUUCGCAGCGCGACCGAUCUUAAGGCAUCUGGAAUAUCUAUAAAACCGAGCAAGAGUACUUCUUUAAAAAGCAUAAGUUUCUCUCCACUUUUCUGUACUGCUGAGUUAGAGCUUCCUGCAUUGAUCGUUGACGACUCAACAAUCCCUAAAUUCGUUAACAUAAUUGCCUACGAAAUGUGUCCAGACAAUUUCAACACGGAUUACGAAGUAACAUCUUACAUCAGUAUGCUAGAUACACUCAUUGAUUAUGCGACCGAUGUAAAAGAGUUAAGGUCAGCUAAAGUACUUACCAACUAUUUGGGCUCGGACAAAGAAUUGGCUAGGCGUUUCAAUGAAAUCGCGAGAUAUCUUGUACCAAACUCUCAACUAUACCAAGAUGUCGUUAACCAAAUCGAAGAUCAUUAUAGGAGCAACUUCAAGAUUUGGAUUGCUCAAUUUUUGAAUGAACAUUUCUCUAGUCCUUGGACUUUAGCAGCUUUUCUUGGUGCUGUUUUUGUGAUCAUUUUAACCCUUCUUCAGACUUGGUACACCAUUUACUCUCCACCAGGUCCUUGUGAUGAUUUCUGUCAUCAAAAGAAUUAGUCACUAUUAAUUAUACAAGUCUGUUGAAGCCAUUCUCAACAUCUUCCACAACAGUCGAUAUAGCCUACAUCCUCAACCAAUAAUAACUUAUUAAUUACUUCAAUGGCAUUUUUUUUAUUAUUUUUUUAUUUAUUUAUUUUCCAUGAGAUUAUACUUCAUUAAUCUGAUCAAUUGGCACAGUGAAAUACCUGUUAUUGUUGAUCAGUUCAUGUAUUGGUGUUGUUAUUUUUGUAAGGACAAAAAAUAAAAGUGUUUAAUAAUGUAAUAUAAUUUUAUUUUUAA